Molecule: messenger RNA, 1667 nt
Organism: Papaver somniferum (opium poppy)
Lineage: Eukaryota; Viridiplantae; Streptophyta; Magnoliopsida; Ranunculales; Papaveraceae
Product: acyl-coenzyme A thioesterase 8-like
Exons: 16
Coding region: 158-1453 (431 amino acids)
Biological process (GO): fatty acid catabolic process; acyl-CoA metabolic process
Molecular function (GO): fatty acyl-CoA hydrolase activity
Source: RefSeq, a predicted model, not a curated record
AAAGAACGUUAGUUAAUUCCAAAGCGCUGCUGGCCCAAAAUUCAAACUUAAACAAGUCAAUAAAAAAACAGUUCAAUUUUUUCAUCUCUUUAAAGUAGAAGAAUAAUACUAGUUUCUUUGGUAAAGCAGAUAUCGAGAAUUCUUCAUCCACCUGCGAAUGGAUAUUGAACAAGUCAUUGAGUUUUUAGCUCAUGUUCCGUUGCUACAGCGGCUACCGGGUUCAUCUUUUGCUAAGAUCGCAGAAAUAGCACAGUUCAAACAUUACAACCGGGGCGAGUUCAUCGUUAGGGUGGGAGACGCCGGAGAUGGAAUUUACUUCAUUUGGGAAGGGGUGGCUGAGGUUCAAGGAUCUAUCAACGAUAGCGAAGAAUUUCACGAAGAUCGCUCCGAAUUUCAAUUGAAACGGCACGAUUGUUUUGGCCACGGGACGGACACAUCCUACCACCAGGCUGCUGUAGUUGCUUUAGAUAAGGUUACCUGCUUGGUGUUGCCCAAUGAGUAUAGUACGUUGCUUGAGCCAUUGUCAAUCUGGAGUGCCACUGAAACUGAAGAGAACUCCAUGAUAGAACGCAUACUGCAGUUGGACCCAGUUGAAGUAAAUUUAUUCCGUGGAUUUACACCGCCUGAUGCGCCACAGUAUGCAAAGUGUUACGGAGGCCAGAUCAUUGCACAGGCAUUGGCUGCAGCAGCAAAGACCGUUGAUCAUUUUAAACUUGUUCAUAGUUUGCACAGUUAUUUCCUGGUUGGCGGGGAUCAAAACAUGCCAAUUUUAUAUCAGGUUCGUCGUUUACGUGAUGGAAAUAGCUUCGCAACUCGAAGUGUAGAUGCCACACAAAAUGGGAAAAUUAUUUUCACAUUGACUGCUUCAUUUCAAAAGGAAGAAAGUGGGUUUGAACACCAGGAUAUAAAAAUGCCAUGUGUUCCUGCUCCAGAAACGCUUCUAAGGAAGGAAGAGCUGAGGGAUAGACAACUUUUUGAUCCUCGCCUUCCCAAGAAUUAUAGAAACAAGGCGGCUGGCAGAAAGUACAUGAAUAUGCCAGUGGAUAUGAGGUUUUGUGAGCCACAUACCUACACACACCAAAUAAAAAAUCCAUCAAGUACAAUGUUUUGGUUUAAAGCAUGGGGGAAACUUUCAGAUGAUCCAGCUUUGCAUCGAUGUGUGGUAACAUAUAUUUCGGAUUAUAUCAGUCUUACAGUAAGCUUAAAUCCACAUCGUAAAAGGGGUUUGAAGCCAAUACUACUCAGUUUGGAUCAUUCGGUGUGGUUUCACAGGCCAUUUAGAGCUGACGAUUGGAUUUUAGCUGUGAUUGAUGGCCCAUCUGCCAGUGGUGGCCGUGGAUUCAGCCAAGGUCGUAUGUUCAACAGGCAAGGAGAGCUUAUUGUGACAUUGAUUCAAGAGGGUGUAAUCAGGGCAGCAAAACCACGACCUCCAGUAGCCAAAUCAAAUUUGUAAAUUGAAUUUCUUAUAUGAAGGAUGAAACCAAUGACACACCACAAGUGAGGCAGGGACCAUCUAGAGUAAACUCGAUCUACUCCAUGAAGAAAUGUAGAAUUUGUAAUUUUGGUUCUCUAAUUUUUUUCAACAACAAAAGAUGUAAUGUUGUAAGCAUUUGUUGUACAUAUCUUUUGAUCUAAUAACAUAUACGUAACCAGCGAAUUCAUGGCUC